Molecule: messenger RNA, 1200 nt
Organism: Drosophila melanogaster (fruit fly)
Lineage: Eukaryota; Metazoa; Arthropoda; Insecta; Diptera; Drosophilidae
Gene: 140up
Product: upstream of RpII140
Exons: 4
Coding region: 73-858 (261 amino acids)
Biological process (GO): mitochondrial respiratory chain complex I assembly
Cellular component (GO): membrane
Source: RefSeq, marked reviewed
CAACACUAACAGACCGGCAAACAGCUGAGAUUGUUGUACUCGUUUUACUUGGUUAUUUAACACGCUUAAAAAAUGAAUUUUCUGUGGAAAGGACGCCGGUUUCUGAUCGCAGGCAUCCUGCCAACAUUCGAAGGCGCCGCAGAUGAAAUAGUCGAUAAGGAAAACAAAACAUACAAGGCCUUUCUGGCCAGUAAACCACCAGAGGAAACAGGACUGGAGCGCCUCAAGCAAAUGUUUACAAUCGACGAGUUUGGCAGCAUAUCCUCCGAGCUUAACUCGGUUUACCAGGCCGGCUUCCUAGGAUUCCUUAUUGGAGCUAUUUACGGCGGAGUUACACAAUCGCGCGUGGCCUACAUGAAUUUCAUGGAGAACAACCAGGCCACAGCAUUUAAAUCGCACUUUGAUGCCAAGAAAAAGCUGCAAGAUCAAUUCACAGUCAACUUUGCCAAAGGCGGCUUCAAAUGGGGCUGGCGAGUGGGACUUUUUACCACAUCCUACUUCGGCAUCAUCACUUGUAUGUCGGUGUACCGUGGAAAAUCCUCAAUCUACGAAUACUUGGCCGCUGGUUCCAUCACCGGCUCGCUUUACAAAGUGAGUCUUGGUCUGCGGGGCAUGGCGGCAGGUGGAAUCAUUGGAGGUUUCUUGGGCGGCGUGGCUGGUGUGACGUCGCUGCUGCUGAUGAAAGCAUCAGGGACCUCGAUGGAAGAGGUUCGCUACUGGCAGUACAAAUGGCGACUCGAUCGCGACGAAAACAUUCAACAGGCGUUCAAAAAACUGACAGAGGACGAAAACCCAGAGCUUUUCAAGGCCCACGACGAGAAAACAUCCGAACAUGUAUCGCUGGACACGAUCAAGUGAGUCCUGAGGACUUAAAGAAGACGCCAGUGUGAACUUAGUUACUUUUUUUAAUUUAAAUAAAUUGCAUAUAUGUCCAUCUAAAGUUACAUAGACAAGAAUACAUUUAAGGAAGCCCACUUUGGCGGCUGCUAUGCGAUGUUUCAGUUGAUGCCUAGUGCCUCUAAAGAUAUCGACUGACGUACGGACACAUAUAGACACGGGAUAGACACAACACAAAAGAAAUAAACGAUUGGAUACAAUAAAUUAAAUGCUCUGCUAGGAAACAGUACGUAGAAGGGCGAUAAACAGAAUUGACUCGGUGGGAUCGGGAUUCAGACUUAGUCCUCUGCGGUGGGACGCGUG